Molecule: messenger RNA, 1777 nt
Organism: Anguilla rostrata (American eel)
Lineage: Eukaryota; Metazoa; Chordata; Actinopteri; Anguilliformes; Anguillidae
Gene: orc4
Product: origin recognition complex, subunit 4
Exons: 14
Coding region: 153-1457 (434 amino acids)
Biological process (GO): DNA replication; DNA replication initiation
Cellular component (GO): nucleus; nuclear origin of replication recognition complex
Molecular function (GO): ATP hydrolysis activity; DNA replication origin binding
Source: RefSeq, a predicted model, not a curated record
UGGAGGAGAAGGGAUGUCCCACCAUGCACUGCAACAUUACAGGAAGCAAAGUCAAAAACUUCCAGUCUAACAACUUUUUUAGUAAUCGAUAGGAAUGGAAGUAUCUUGACAUCUUGAUUCAUACGUAAGCGAGGAAAUAGGCAGUAGUCAUCAUGAGCAAACGAAAGUCGAAGGACAUCCACUUGCCAGCUGGAGAAUGUCUUUCACAGGUGCAGAGAUUACUGAGAGAGCGUUUCUGCCAUCAGCAGCUUCCUGUAGGACCGUUUGGGUUUGAAUCGCAGCACAAACAUUUGUUGGAGCUGCUGAAGCGGACAGCUGUUCAUGGGGAGAGUAACUCCGUGCUCAUCGUGGGACCCAGGGGGGCCGGAAAAUCAAUGCUUCUCAACUGCGUGUUGAAAGAGCUGAUGGAAAUGAAUGAAGUCAAGAAGAACAUCUUGCUGGUUCAGUUGAGCGGCCUUCUACAGACGGACGACGGGAUCGCCCUGAAAGAAAUCACUCGUCAGCUGAACCUGGAGAAUGUAGUCGGCGACAAGGUUUUCGGGAGCUUUGCUGAGAACUUGGUCUUCCUCCUAGAAGCUUUGAAGAAAGGUGACCGCAGCAGCAGUCGGCCUGUGCUUUUCACCCUGGACGAGUUUGACCUCUUCGCCCACCACAAGAACCAGACGCUCCUCUACAACCUCCUUGACAUCUCUCAGUCCGCGCAGACGCCAGUGGCUGUGGUGGGACUCACCUGUCGCCUGGACGUGCUGGAGCUCCUGGAGAAAAGGGUGAAGUCCAGGUUCUCCCACAGGCAGAUCCACCUGCUCAGCGCCGUGGACUUCCAGGGCUUCCUGCGCGGCGUGGAGCUGCAGCUGCGCCUGCCGCCGGACUUCCCCGACCGCAGGUUCGCCGAGGACUGGAACGCAGGCGUCGAGGCGCUGUGUGAGGACAAGUCUGCGGAGGCGGUCCUUCGGAAGCAUUUCAACUCCAGCAAAGACUUCCGAUCUCUGCAUAUGCUGCUGAUGCUGGCAUUGAGCCGGGUGACUGUGUCCAACCCGGCCAUCAGACCCGCCGAUCUCCUGGAGGCCAGCCGACUCUGCACCUCCGACGCCAAAGCCAACGUCCUCCACGGCCUGUCCAUUCUGGAGCUGUGUCUCGUCAUCGCCAUGAAGCACUUGAACGACGUUUACGAAGGGGAGCCCUUCAACUUUCAGAUGGUCCACAACGAAUUCAAAAAGUUUUUACAAAGAAAAUCUCACUCAGUCCACAAUUUUGAGAAGCCAGUGGUUGUCAAGGCCUUUGAGCAUCUACAGGAGUUGGAGCUUAUCAAACCAAUGGAUGGGGCCUCCGUUAGAUCCCAGAAGGAAUACCAACUAGUGAAGCUAAUGCUGGACCACACCCAGAUCAUGGAGGCCCUGCAGAAAUACCCACAAUGCCCGACUGACGUCAAACAGUGGGCUACGUCUGCUUUCGGCUGAUAUGAAGCACAACUACUGCAACUGAAAUGUGUCAUUCCAUUGGGGCUGUUGUCAUUCAUCAACAUUUAUAUAAUUCAGCAAUAAUAUACUAAAAUGUGUGUAAUGAUUCUGUCACCCAUGUUUUGGUCCACUAGUUAUUUUUUAUAAUGAGAACUAUUGAAAAAAGCAACAUAAAACCAGUGUCCAAUUUCUCUGUAAAUAUACCUUUAGGGGAUGUAUAAAACUUAACUUCUAUCUACUACUGGUCACUGACAAAUUCAAUUCAAUUUCAAAAAAAGGAAUUCAAAACUUAAAAUGGAAUAAAAAAACGUUCCCGAAGA